This is a messenger RNA of Cephus cinctus (wheat stem sawfly), 4184 nucleotides long. RefSeq lists its product as uncharacterized. Bases 369 to 2924 code for a protein of 851 amino acids. Lineage: Eukaryota; Metazoa; Arthropoda; Insecta; Hymenoptera; Cephidae. Gene Ontology annotation, biological process: positive regulation of hippo signaling. Gene Ontology annotation, cellular component: plasma membrane; cell junction. The transcript has 12 exons. The record is from RefSeq and is a predicted model, not a curated record.
UUUUGUUAAACUCGUUCUCGCACAUUCUCAUAGGAAGAGACUGGAAUGAGUAGCGGGCUAGAAUCAAGGGGCGAAGAACUUUAGGGGAUGAUUGCGCAUGCGUUGUCUGAUACCCAGAGGGGUUCAUGAUCAGAAAGAGACUGGGAGUCGCACGCAGUACGUAGGACGCAGCUUGGGACACAGUCGAUUCUCAUGCGUGUUGGAAAUCUUCAUUAACAAUAUUACCAAUUAAAGUGUCAAUCAACAAUUAAAUUUACAAAAUAAGAAAAGGAUCAAUCAAUCAAAGGGUGACCGUUCGCCUCUCUUGGAAUGCUAGAAGCCUACAGAAGUUAUUCAUCUCUGAUUGUCUCAAUUUGAAAGGAUUUGCAAUGCGGCUCAAGGACGCUGUGGUCUCGGUGCCUCUGCAUCCUGGGCUGAACAAUAAUCAACUCGAGAGGAACAGUCUGGUAUUAGGCAACUCGGAGGAGAUUGAAAAUCGUAACGAGAUUUCCGAUAAUUUCGAUAUCCAAGACACCGACGAGAUCCAGGCUGACUUCAAAGACACUGCGUGGACCACUUCGAAUCUUUGUUCUCAUAGUAAUUCAAACGUCGAUUCCAACGGUCGAAAUAAUAUUAACAAUAAUUUGACUUCGCCCAGACUCUAUCGAAGUAGCUCAGCCGAGAGUCUCGCCGAUUACGAGGGGCGUAUCUCCGUCGAGGAUUCCUCCCACGAGUUGACUCCAUCCGAGUGGUCGGACUGGUCGGAAGAAGGAAACCUUCCGGCGGGUUGUCGAGGUAUCGUAAAUCCAAAUUAUCCAGGAUUUCAACAUCUGGCACCGUCGUUGUUGUCUGAUACGGAUUUUACUGAAGAUGAGCUGGAGAGUUGCGACACAUCGAAGCGCAAUGAGAUUUUGAACGGGAACGAGUACAAUAACAACGUCGAGGAGAAUCUAGUCGGUGGGAGUGUUAAUCACUUGGAGGGACAGAAGUGUGGACAGAAACUUUUCUACGAGAAGCCCAAGUUCAAUAUACAGACUGUCACUUCUUUUUACGAAUCCGUCCUGCCGCCUUCGGAAAAGUGCAUUAAUUACGUGAAGAGCGUCGAAGUGUCUCGUUCGGUGGAGUCUCUUUCGCCGGAAGCGGAAGUAAACGUAAAUUCUGUAAUCGAGGCGGAGACACAUUUGACGGAUAUAGAUCCGGAAGAGGCUGUUGCUGAUCACGUUGACGAGAAGAGAGAAGACUUUUGUAAAGCCAUCGUCGAGGACAGACAACCUCGUGAGGUUGCCGUUGAAGUUGAAGUCGUUGAACUUGCUACGACCGUUAAAGAGACGCUGCAGUUUCCGGAAAUAGAAGAGAUUCUUGAUUCCGGAAAGGUCAACGAGGUUAGCGAGGUGGACGACAUAAUCGUUGAUCACAUCGACCUGAUUCGGGAGGCAAAGGAAUUGCCUCUACUUCAGAAAAGCAAAAUAGGAAACCAUUCGGCGACCCCGGAAAAUCGAAAUAACCCGGACGACUCGGAAACCAAUACAGAUUCCGAAAGUUAUUCCGAGCUUGCACCGUACACGAAACUCGAGGAAAUCGACUUACUCUCCAGCAUAGGAAGAGACAUAGGGGUGGAUUUGGAAAAAUACGUCCAGCCCGUACCGGACGUGGUUGUCAUGGAGACAGUAGAGGUGCACAGCUCGCACCAGAUGCCAGGAACAGAUCUAGUCAAGGAUAUAUUAAGGGAAGACACAAAUAAAUUGCUGGAUAAAGAUUUACCGGAAGCCAGUGCAGACUCCAGGAAGAAAGAGAAAAUGGCCAGAAAUCAAGCCAGAAGGAGACAGCAGUCUCAUCCUACAGCUCCCCAGCGGCGACCUGACAAGCGCAGAGCAGACACUGAUAAUGGACCUGGUGGCUUUGACGUCUACAACAUUGAAACAGCCAUGCCAAAGAUUGAUCUGGAUGCCAUUGAGUCACAUUUGAGAGCAGCCCGCGAAGAGGAACGUAGGGAAGACGAACGGGUGGCAGAGGUCGUUGAGGCUGUGGCAGCGGGUCGUGAACCGGAACCAAAAGAUCGUGACAAGGAAGACCUGCUAGCGCGAUUCGAUCGACUCGUGCAAGGAGACCCACACGUAUCUCAUCAGCGACGAAAUGACCGUGAAGAAAUUAGGAGACGAUUGGCUAUGGGCCCCGACGCAGAAGAUCUACGUGCUGAACGAGGUCGCAAACCUAGUCUCCAAUCACGACUUCAAAGUGGGAUGAACCUGCAGAUUUGCUUCAUGAACGAGACACCCUCUGACACAGAAUCGCCUGUGUCGGAGAAUGACUCUUCACUUGGACCGGCAUCAUCUGCAGAUGUGAAACAGCAAGCUCCCCUCCGACCGCAAGUUCUAAGUCUGCCACCGUUAAGAGUCGAUUCCAGUGCACCUGUCGACGAAGCCGACUUUUUCGCGAGGCAGGCUAGACUUCAGACAGAGGCAAGGAUGGCCCUGGCUCAGGCCAAGGAGAUGGCUCACAUGCAGAUGGAGGUCGAGAGACAGAGAUUGAAACAAAGUCCCAUCACCGAGAUGGUGCGGUCCAGUCUUGAAAAGGUUGGGGUUCAGCUCGGCGACGACCGGCGCAGGCUCUCCCGGGUGCUGCUGACGGAGCUGAAUGUUGCUCAGCUCCAGGUAGUAGCGAAUGAUCUGCAUGCCAGAAUCGCCGCGCUGAACGAGGCUCUGGUCGAGGGUUUACUCAGAAGAGAUGAUCUUCACAUGGAGCAGGAUUCGAUGCUGGUCGACGUGGAAGAUCUCACGCGAUACUUAGGUGCCAAGCAGGAGUCAUUUAAACGUCAAAGUAUCUCAAGCACGAGGGAUCAGCCAGCCUCGAAUCAUCACGUCCAGCAACAAUCGACCAAUCUGCAGACAAAGCUAAUCAAGCCAAAGUUUACGAACCGCACACUGGCUGGGCUGGUUCGCAAAUAAUCUUUUGCCUCGAGGCUUUGCAGUCUCGUCGGAAAAUGAGCCAGAAAUUAGGCGCGUUCACGGAUUCCUCAAUAAAUUUUCUUACGACGCACCGAAGACGACUUGCCAGGAGAAGCUGAAGAACGUCAAGAAACUUUCUCAAAGAGACACUCCGAUUUUCUCGUCACCCAUUUCAAGAGAAGAAGAGGAUCAUGAAGAUGAACUGAAAUAAAAUAAAUUAUCAAGAUCAUCGUGGAACGCGUCAAUUUUCACGAAUUUUCAAAACUUUUUACGUGGUAGAUGAAAGAUGAUGUCUCGUAAUCCUAGGAGACUCUCUCACCGAGGAUGAUCCCGCCGUUCGUUGUACGAUGCCCUUGGCAUGUACUUUAUCAUUUCUCGGGAUGAUCGUGUCCAAGUAUAAUUGUAGAAUAGCGAAGUUAGGACACUACUUGAAUGUUGUAUAUAUAUCGUAAUGAAUCGUAAUUAAUGAUCGUAUAUACGUAGCAGUUCUACUUGUCACUUUUUUUCAUUCUUUUUUUUUCAUUGAUAUCAAACCGACCCGAAUGGACGUCAUCGGAUCGACUCGAAGGACAUUCGAAUCCGUUUAUACUGUAGCCAAGAGAUAAAUGACACAGUUAGUAAUACGUAACUACAAAUUCAUAAAAUAAUAAAUCCAAAUCUUCUCUCGCACUCGCCCAUUAUUCGAUAUCGUAGAGACGUAGCAGCACGUAGCGAAGCUUUUCCGAGUUGCUCGGACGCAUUAAUUACGUGCCGCCUUUGCAGUUCGUCGAAUUAAAGAUCAAAGAUUCAAGAUCAAAGUCCCUUUUUUUAGGGUCCAGGCUAGAAUAUACAGUGAUACGGCGUAGUGGCUAAGAUCCUGGAUCUGGUCUGUGACGUAAUUUCCGUAAUUUCAUUUUAAUCGACAUACAAUCUCCUUCCGGUUUCCAUCAUGGCGCUCAUCGAUAUCAGCAGAUACUAAAAUGAGCCAUGGAAACGCGCUCUAAUUAUUACAGAGACGAAUGCGACGUAAAUACAAUGUAUGGAUAAUCGGAGAUCGAUGGGAAAAUUACGAAAUAUUUAAACGAUAUUUCGUGGGAAUCAGAAAUCGCAACGGCCUCGAAUCUGUAAUGAAAGAAUCACAGUCGAUUAACAAUAAAUAUAAUAGAUUUGAAUAAUUAUCUACAAAAUAGUUUUAAUCGUAAUAUUAAUUAAUAAUAUACAGAUUGUAAAUAACUAAAGAAUAAUAAAAUAUGCUGUAACAAGUUUGCUCUUUUCUCCGUU